AUGGGUUUAAGUGAGGAUGGACCCACCUAUGCCAUUUAUCAUGAGGUUCCUUUCGUGGGCCUAGGAGUGUUUGCCCUUACUGGAUCGUCGAAAUUAUUGCCACACGAAAUUCAAUUACAGUACAAUUUGCUGCUCAAAUGGUCAACUGACCUUGACCAAAGUGAACAACGAGUGCAAAUGGAGCACAAAGAAGUGGAUGGUGAUGAUUUUUCGGACAUUACCCUCCGGCUUUUUAAGCUCUCUGAUAUUGAUGAUUUCAUGGUAUGGGCCACAGACGAUGAAGCGAGUAGAUUUUGCUCCUGGGAAACAUUCUCCUCUAAAGAAUCUACCAUGGAAUAUAUUGUUAAUGUUAUUAUCCCCCACUCCUGGUUCAGAGCUAUAUGUCUAAACGGCCGCCCUAUUGGUUCAAUUUCUGUGACACCAAAUGAGAGUAGUAAGUAUAUGUGCAGAGCUGAAAUUGGCUAUGUCAUAGGCUCCAAGUAUUGGGGAAAAGGAAUAGUGACGCGGGCAGUGAAAAUGGUGGCCAACACUAUAUUUGUGGAGUGGCCACAUUUAGAGAGACUUGAAGCUCUGGUGAAUGACGAUAACCCGGGCUCACAGAGGGUGUUGGAGAAGGCCGGGUUCCAGAGGGAAGGUGUUCUAAGGAGGUAUGUUAUAAUGAAGGGGAGAACUAGAGACAUGGUCAUCUUCAGUCUUCUCUCUACCGAUCAUCGGCUUGAUUAG
Molecule: messenger RNA, 723 nt
Organism: Cornus florida
Lineage: Eukaryota; Viridiplantae; Streptophyta; Magnoliopsida; Cornales; Cornaceae
Exons: 2
Coding region: 1-723 (240 amino acids)
Molecular function (GO): acyltransferase activity, transferring groups other than amino-acyl groups
Source: RefSeq, a predicted model, not a curated record